AAUUCGUCGAGCUGAUCCUCAUUGAAGAACAGCUAACGCUUCAGUAAUUCACGCGUCAAGGCGCCGCUCUUUUAACGUGACGAUUGCGGAUAAGUGGAUCCAGGUUAAAAAGCCUGACAUCGCCAGUGGAGCUCUUUACAGAUAACAUCUAGGAGCUGUCAUUUAUUUCCUCCUUUGGUGUGUUACCUGAGGUGGAUGUAUUGCCAGGUGCUCGUGCUCGCGGUCUUUGCCGCUUUUCAAUGCGGUUUUCCAGCAUCAUGCACUCGUAGUUUAAAUGACAGACCAAUCAUCGGAAUUUUAGCCCAGGAAAACUUAGAAGACGACCCUCAUGCACAGGGCUCUUCUUAUAUAGCUGCAUCAUAUGUGAGACACUUGGAGUCAGCUGGUGCCAGGGUUGUACCAAUUCACAUAAAUCGCACAGAGGAGGAGUAUGAAAAACUGUUCAACGCAAUUAAUGGUUUGCUGCUUCCUGGUGGGAAUGUGGACAUCGACAAGUCUCAGUUUACCAGAGUGGCAAAGAAUGAACUUGCAAUAAAGGUAAGUGCUAAUGAUGUUUCGGAUUAUUUUCCGAUCUGGGGCACCUGCCAAGGCUUCCAGCAGCUCACGGUUCUGACUAGCAACAAGAACUUAUUGACCUUGACUGACACCAAAGCAGUCGCCCUGCCACUGACCUUCAGCCCAGCUUGGCAUUGCUACUGUAAUUCUGUAAGAGCAAAUCAUAAGCGUUUUUAUCGAGUCCUGACAACAAACACAGAUGGCAAGAAGGAGUUAAUUUCCACCAUGGAGGCAUAUCAAUAUCCCUUCUAUGCUGUUCAAUGGCAUCCAGAGAAAAGCCCAUUUGAGUGGAUUGAGAAAGAUGGUAUGGUGCACACACUCUCAGCCAUCAAAGCUGCGUUCUACACUGCCCACUUCUUUGUUUCUGAAGCAAUGAAAAACCAUCAUCGGUUUUCUUCGCAAAGUGAAGAAGAAAAAUCUCUGAUUUACAACUAUCAGCCUGUCUUCAAAGGCAUGAACAGCAUCUUUCUUCAAAAUUAAUACUUCGAUUGAGUGUUCACACUGUUCAUCGUGGCAGAAUAUUUUUUUAUUUUAUUUUUUUAAACUACUGUUUUUAUUUCUUUCCUCAAAGUUUGCCCAGACUUCAUGUUUGGAAUGCAAAAUUGUAACAUUCAUGAUUCAGACUCACUUACGUAGCUCUCGAUUGUAGACAUGAAGUGUUCUAGAAUCAUCGUGACAGAAUGUAUUGUUAUAGUUAUAUCCAUUUCAGAAGUCGUAUCAUAUAAUAUGUAUCUUCUAGUGCCAUUGUUCAGAAGUUAAACAUUAUGUUUCACAGGGUUCAGUAGCAUGACCAAUGCAAUGUAAAAAUGUUCUAUUACUCUUGUCAAUUUGAGAGAAAAUAAAAUAUAGAUAUAAACUGU
Molecule: messenger RNA, 1415 nt
Organism: Carassius carassius (crucian carp)
Lineage: Eukaryota; Metazoa; Chordata; Actinopteri; Cypriniformes; Cyprinidae
Product: gamma-glutamyl hydrolase-like
Exons: 8
Coding region: 196-1035 (279 amino acids)
Biological process (GO): tetrahydrofolylpolyglutamate metabolic process
Cellular component (GO): vacuole
Molecular function (GO): gamma-glutamyl-peptidase activity
Source: RefSeq, a predicted model, not a curated record